Molecule: messenger RNA, 9244 nt
Organism: Brassica rapa (field mustard)
Lineage: Eukaryota; Viridiplantae; Streptophyta; Magnoliopsida; Brassicales; Brassicaceae
Product: receptor like protein 23-like
Molecular function (GO): protein binding
Source: RefSeq, a predicted model, not a curated record
CAGUUCCAUCGCAUACAGAAUUUAACAUAAGAAAACUGACAUGUUUUAGUCUUCUUUCUGCAGAUUUGAGGCUACGAGAAGAAUAAGGGAUAAGGAAGAGGAAAUGAACAAGAGAAUUAUGAGUAGUCAGGCUUUGACAGUAGAGUAUGUAAACAAAUCAAGUUGGCAUCUUUCGGUAUUUGAAUUGUCGGCAGACGCGAUUCAAGCAACCGAUGAGAAAUUUAUGAAGUGUGGAAUGGAUGGGUAUCAAAACCCUUUUGAAGCAGAACAUCUAUACCGGGUAGUUUCUCUCUUUUUUAAAAAAAUUGUCUUCAAACACAUAAUCAUAAGGGAUGGAAGAAGAAGGGUGUCUCUCUUUUCAUCUUGAAGUAGUAACAAGCAUAUAUAUAUUUUUUUCUUCCCAUCUAAAUUAGUUCUCAAUUGCCAAUAGUGUCAUGUGCCAAGUAAAUAGUUGGUGGUGAUUCUCCUUCUACCACUACUGAAUCGUAACAAUGGCAACCAUUAUGAGACUGUGAAAAACUGUAAAUGCGAGUGCCACUUCUUGCAGUCAUUUUUACUUUGAUACACAGACUGCUUAAAAGAAAAUGAUGAAUAUCAUGAGAACGUUCAUCUAUAUGGCAUAUCGAUGCUGGACCAAAAGGCCCAUCCAGGCUUUCGCUAAAGUUGUAAGACAUCCACCUGUACAGACCUGAAUAUGUAUUAUAGGAUGACGCUCAUCUUAAACAACUCAUUGUCUUUACAUUUUCUUGAAAGGUCGAAGUUGAUGAAUCAGUGACUGUAAGAAUUUUUUUCACUAACACGAUCUGGUUAGAAGUAAACAUUCAAAAUGGACACAUCAUCAACGACGGGUUAUUGACUUCCAAAAGGGAAUUUGUUUAGCACAUAAUUUCACUGAAAAUAAUCUGAAACAUUAUAUAUAUUAUUUCAGCUAAACAAGAAUAUCCAAUAAAUAAAUAAAACCAUUUUAAUAAUAUGUAUAACAAAGUUGCCAAAAUAUAAAAUAUACUUAUAACAUAAAUAAUAAGAUAAUAUAAAAAUAAAUAUCAGAAGUUAUUUUAUAAAAACAUUUUAAAUAAUGAGUACAUAUAUAUCUAAAAGCAAUAUUAUAUUUGUAUGGUUCUAGGAAAUGUUUUUACAAAAAAAACGAGGAAUCAAUGCCUAUUAAUUUAAUAGAAACAGAGAUAAUCAACUGUAAUAUAUUAAUUUAAUUUUAUUCACUAUAUAAUAACUAUUGAAAGAUGUAAAACAACUACAUUUGAAUAAACAAAUUUAGUGAUGAGAAAAACCUAUGCUUUUUAACAAGAUCAACAAAUACAAAUAGUUAAAAUUAUUAUCAGCUGCAUAAAUGAAAUUUUAGCAUAUUAAAAUAAAUAAAUUAUUUCGUUAAUUUUCAUUUAAUUUUCCUAUCAUGAAUAAAAAAUAUAAUUAAUUUAUUUUUCCCUUAAAGUUACAAAAUAUAUUCCUACUCCCUCCUGACUCUUAAAUUAAACAUAUAAAAACUGUAAUACAUACGUAAGCCAAAAAACUGGCAUCUAACACAAGUAAAAAAGCUCAUUGAUAUUACCUCAUGACAUCUACUGACAUGCACUCCUAAAAUAUAUUAUUAGUUCAUGACCCCCAAAUCUUAAAUGGCAACAACUAAUAAUUCAGACUCAAAUGAACUACCAAUUAACAGAAGAGAAUCAAAUAAAUGGAAUGCAUAAGAGAAAUUAACGUCUGAUCCCGGCGCGUAGCGCCGGAAUACCCCUAGUAACCAAUAUUCAACAGAUAUUUCAAUCACAACGUAAUCACUUUGACAAAAUAAACUAGGAGCUAGACCAUAACGUGUUCACUUUGUCAUAGUUACUGACUUGAUGUUUCAAAACGCUCUCACUCAGUCAUAAUUACCAUGCUUUUUCGCACAAAUAUAAACGAGACUGUUAAAGAAUCAAAAAUGAAGAAUCAGAGGAUUCUAUUUCUCCACACUAUACUACAUUACACAUACCAAGAACGAUUCCGUUUCAUUAGCUGAUGAAUUUUCAUAGUUCAGGAUCGUGCUUUGGUUCGGUUUAAUGAUAUUUUGUUAGCUAAACCAUAAUGUGUACGUAAUCAUUUUGACAACAACUUUGAAACCUGACAAUCUACAAACAAACAAUACUCAUUAGAAACUUGUCUAUUCGUUUUACUAACUUGACUUCUGUAACUUUGAACAUUUAAUGUAAGAAAUUUCAAUGUGAUGUCAUUCUAAAUCCAAAUUUCACGUCAGAAAUUGAGUGGCUCUUAGACAUUCUUCUUCACAAGAUACCUCAAACUUCUUCUAAGUAGACUUUUAUUCCAAUGCAAAACCACAUAUCUCUAUUUAUACCAGUUUGUUUUCUUUCACUUUUCUUUAAAACAAAUUUUCUUUAAAAGAUUUUAUGGCCACCAUGUCCGAAUGGCUUGUGCGUUUGCAUUUUCUCUUGCUAGUCUUGCUAUGUUGUGUCUCCCCUUCAAGCUGCGCCACUAUAAAAUUCAUUACAAGUGAUCCUCUUGUUGGUCUUGUCGGUUGUCAUCCCCACCAGAUUAAAGCCUUUACGCAGUUCAAGAACGAGUUUGAUGCCCGCCGUUGCAACCACAACUAUAAUGGAAUCUGGUGCAAUAACUCGACAGGUGCAGUCACGAAGCUACGACUCAGGGGAUGUCUCACCGGAACUCUAAAGUCCAACAGUAGCCUCUUCCAGUUUCACCAUCUUCGGUUUCUUGAUCUUUCUCACAACAACUUUGCCUCCUCUUCACUUCCUUCCGAGUUUGGAUAUCUCACCAAAUUAGAGGUUUUAUCUCUUUCCUUUAAUGGCCUCACCGGCCAAGUUCCUUCCUCAUUUAGUAACCUAAGCAUGCUUUCUAAACUAGACCUUUCCCAAAACGAUCUCACUGGUAGUUUCCCACUUGUGCGGAAUCUAACCAAGCUCACAGUCUUAGACCUUUCUCACAACCACUUCUCUGGAACUUUGUACCCCAACAAUAGCCUCUUUGAGUUGCACCACCUCCUCUACCUUAAUCUAGCUUUCAACAACUUCAAUUCCUCUAUCCCUUAUGAAUUUAGCAAUCUCAACCAAUUAAAAGCCCUUUCUCUUUCCUCCAAUGGCUUUAGCGGUCAAGUUCCUUCCAUAUUUAGUAACCUAACCCGGUUAACUUUGUUGUACCUCGACCGAAACAAGUUAAUUGGUAGCAUCCCAUUUUUACAAAAUCUAACCAUGCUCUCUGUUCUAAAUCUUUAUGAGAAUCACUUCUCUGGACCCAUUCCUUCUUAUCUCCUCACUAUGCCAUCCUUAACAUAUCUUGAUCUGCGUGGAAAUGACCUCACCGGUUCUAUCAAAGUUGAUUACUCAUCUAGGCUCCAAUACAUGUACCUUGGGCAUAACCAUUUUGAAGGAAAGAUCAUAGAGCCUAUCUCAAAGCUCACCAACCUCACACAUCUAGACCUUUCUUACCUAAACACAAGCUACCCAAUCGACUUAAACCUCUUCUCCUCUCUCAAAUCUUUGUUGCACCUUGAUCUUUCUGGUAACAGUAUAUCUCCAGCCAGCUUACGUUCAGAUUCAUCCAUCCCGUUGACCUUAUCAAUGGUGUUCUUCAAGCAUUGUGGAAUCAAGAAGUUCCCAAACAUGUUGAAAAAACUUCAUAGCAUGCAGUUUAUAGACCUAUCCAACAAUAGAAUCAGCGGGAAACUUCCUGAGUGGUUAUGGAGCCUUCCUCAACUAGGCACCCUAAACGUUGUAAACAACUCUUUAAACGGCUUUGAAGGCUCAACAAAAGCUUUAUUAAAUUCGUCAGUGCGGAUAUUACUUUUGGAGUCAAACAAGUUCGAAGGAGCACUCCCAAAUCUACCACUCUCCAUCACUGUCUUCUCCGCGGGUACUAAUAACUUCACAGGGGAGAUACCUCUCUCAAUCUGCACCAGGAGAUCGCUCACCGUCCUUGACCUAAACUACAAUAACUUCACCGGUUCAAUUCCUCAAUGUGUGAGUAACUUCACUUUCGUGAAUCUCCGGAAGAACAACUUGGAAGGAAGUCUUCCAGACAUGUUCUGUGUUAGUGCCUCUCUUCGGACACUUGACGUUGGCUACAAUCAACUAACCGGAAAGCUUCCAAGGUCGCUUCGAAACUGCUCCUCUCUAAAGUUUUUAAGUGUUGACAACAACAAUAUCAAAGACACGUUUCCUUUCUGGCUCAAGGCUUUACCGAACUUACAAGUUCUUACUCUCCGUUCAAACAAGUUCCACGGUUCGAUAUCUCCUCCUAAUCAAGGUCCUCUUGGGUUUCCGGAGCUACGAAUAUUAGAAAUAUCUGAUAACAAAUUUACCGGAAGCUUGCCACCAAGAUAUUUCGAGAACUGGAAAGCAGCAUCAUCAUCACUCACAGGGAAAGAAGAUGGGAGUUUAUACAUGGUGUAUGAGAAGAAUCCAUACGGCUUGAUUGCAUAUACCUUCACGGAUCAUAUAGAUUUGCGAUACAAAGGUUUGCGUAUGGAGCAAGCGAACGUCCUCACUUCGUAUAGUGCUAUUGAUUUUUCAAGAAAUCUUUUGGAAGGACAAAUUCCUGAAUCUAUUGGUCUUUUAAAGUCGUUGAUUGCACUAAACCUAUCAAGCAACGCCUUCACAGGCCAUAUUCCUGAAUCGUUGGCUGAUCUUAAGGCUCUCGAGUCUCUAGAUAUGUCCAGCAACAAACUCUCUGGAACUAUUCCCAAUGGACUUGGGAGCGUGUCGUUUUUGUCGUACAUAAAUGUGUCUCACAACCAACUCAAAGGUGAAAUACCGCAAGGAACACAAAUUACUGGGCAGCCUAAAUCUUCAUUUGAAGGGAACGCAGGGCUUUGUGGUCUUCCUCUUGAAGAAAGUUGCUUCGACACUAGUGAUGAACCUCAACCACAAAAAGAAGAAGACCAAGACCAAGAAGAAGAAGAAGUGUUGAACUUGAAAGCAGUGGCCAUAGGGUGUGGAUUAGGAGUGUUGCUUGGAUGGGCUAUAGCACACAAGUCGUAUCAUUUGUUCGUCCGUUGAUCGACUAUCUAUUAGGAAGAUUAGGCCUGUUCGUUUAAUAAACGCAAGCGACAGCGGCAAAUGCAACGCUAGAAAUAACAGCGGUAGCGGCAACUCCGGUUUACUUCCGUAGUAGCUUUAUUUAUUGCCGCUGACUGACGCUAGUUGCUGCGUAAAACGAACAUGCAUAUUGUGUCAAGUAUAGAUACAUCUGUUUAACCGAUAUGACAAGUCAUUAAUCAUAAACUCGAGCUAUGCUUUCUUUUUUCUUACAGAACACCUGUUUAUUAUCUAGAGAUUCUUGUGAUUUUCGCAGAUAUUGAUCUGGAUUUGGUUUACGUUAGAAAUUUUUCUAGAGAUGUAUUUUCUCUUUUGACUCGCAGAUAGUGAAAUUUUUGGUGAUUAGCGUUUAAUCAUUUUAGCUUACAUUUCUUCCUUCGUAGCUCUUUAAAGUCUUUAUUUUCUUAUUAGUUUUGUUGAAUACAGACUAGGAAUUUGCUCCGAAUUGCUAUUUUCAACAUCCUGAGAGAAGUAUUUCAAUGAUAAAUCCGUUUGAAAGAAAAAUAUCACUGGAAAAAAAGUUUUGUUUAUGAUUAUUUUUUAUUGUAAAAUUUCUUGCAGAGCAUAAUUUUGCAUUUCAUGGUAUUAGUGCUAAAUUAAAUGAAAAUAAUAAUGGGAAUUGUUUUAGGAUUAAUUGAAAUUUUAGUUGAAUUUGAUUGAAUUGUCUAAGAAAAUGUGGAAAGAAUAAUUGAAGAGGAUAUCUAUUUUUAUUAUCUUGGUUAUAAUAUUCAAAAUGAAUUGAUAAUUUUGAUUGCUUCUACAAUUAAAUCUGAAAUUUAAGUAAAAUAAAACAAUCAAAUAUUUUUCUAUGAAUUAGGAACUUAUGCAAAUAUUUUUUUUUGGUCGUAUUCUAUAAAGCUUCAGAGUAUAAAGUUUUAGAGUAUGAUUAGUAAUGAAUUCUCGAAGAGUUUGUCACCAUCAAAAAUAAAGAAAAAUAAUUAAAAAAGAGAAAGAAUAUAGAGGAUAACUUUUGAAAAAACUUUUUACAUCUUCAGAAAUCAAUUCUACAUGUGGUAAUUAAUUAGUGUGCCAACACUUAUAAAAAGUAAGAAAAACGGAAUAAUAUUAGUUUGUCUUUCAGAGAAAAACUUGGUGGCUUUCUACCACUAAUGUUGGCUUCUUGCAGAAUACAGAGAAUGAUUUAUAUAUACUAAUAAUGGGCUCAAUGACAAACGGCUAGGCCCAAUAUAAUUCUACCAAGCCCAAGCUUGUCACUUAAUUAAAUUCACCGUCUCCUCUGCUGGUACUAAUAAUUUCACAGGGGACUGAGGGAGGAGAUACACCUCUCUUAAUCUGCAACAAGAUAUCACUUACUGUCCUUAGAUCUAAACUACGACAACUUCACCGGUCCAAUUCCUCAAUGUGUGCGUAACUUCACUUUUUUUUGUGAAUCUCCGGAAGAACGACUUGGAAGGAGACAUGGAACAUGAUGAUCUCGGCUUACGUUCAGCGCGGUCUGAUGUCGGAAGCUCGCCAGGUGCUCGAUCAAAUGCCUGUGAGAGACGUGGUGUCAUGGAACACCAUGCUCAUAGGUCUGAAGAAAAGCAGAGAUAAUGAUGGUGAGAGAGCGUUCGGUGAAAUGACGGAGAGGAACAUCGUAACGUGGCACACAAUGUUGAUUGGGUACGUAAACAACGAGGAGAUGAGUAAAGCUAGGGACUUUUUCGAUAAGAUGAGUCAAAGGAAUGUCUUUUCUUGGACUGUGAUGAUCAAUGGUUACGUGCAGUGCACGGAGUUUAAAGUAGCCUUGUUGCUUUUCCGUGAAAUGGUUGAGUCUUGGAGUAACAGGCCGAGUCAUUACACGUUUUCGAGUGUUUUAAAAGCGUGUGCAGCUUCAUCGUCGCUUCUUAUGGGGAGACAAGUGCACUCGUUGCUGCUAAAGGAAUCUCAAGGUUGAGAAGAGAGCAUCCCGCAGCUUAUGAUGUUCUGUGUAGAGUUCAUGGCGAGAAAUGGGAUUGGACUAGUGUUAUGGAGUUGAGGAGAUUGAUGAGGAAGACUAAAGCCAAGAAACAAGACGCUAGUAGCUGGAUUGAAUAGAGCUGAUGUGAAACAGGGCUUUUUGGUCUUCCUGCUCCUUUGAAGGUAAUGCAGGACUUUGUGGUCUUCCUCUUGAAGAAAGUUGCUUCGACACCACACAAAACCAUAAGCAAAAAGAAGAAGACCAAAGUUAUCUGGAUUUAGUUUACGUUUGAAAUUUUCCAUUUUCUCUUUUGAUUCUCGCAGAUAGUGAAAUUCAUCGUUGCUUCCUAGUGAUUAGCGUUUAUUAUUUUAGCUUAGGUUUUUGAUGGUUCCUUUUCUUUAUCAUUGAUUCUAUGAUGCCCUGCAGAGGAAGUCGCUCAUGUUCUGCAUAUGUUAAACAGUAGAUGGUCCAAUGCUUGCAAGUUCUGGCGAGAUGAUGAUGAUUAGCUUGAGAAAAAAAGUGUAGUUAAGUGGUCGAUAGCUGAAUUAAUUGCUGUUUCAUGGCAGUUUACUCUAUAAUUCGCGAGUUUGUCUUAUGUUUUGAUUGAGAACUGGUUCAUAGUUCACAUGCUUUAUGAUUUUCAUAGAGAUCAGGAGUUCAUCUUGCAAAAUGGUUCCUACACUACGAUGAUCACUACAUUUUGCUUCUGCUCCAGCGCACCAUUGUGAUGAAGCUUCUGUACUAAGAUGAUGUGACAGUAUGGUUAUAGCCUUGUAAAUUCUAUCAAUCCUGGUGAUAGCACUGCAGCUUGAAUAGAGAGAGCUUCUUAACUCUGACUUCCAGACAAACGAUAAUAAUAAGCAUUUGAAUACAUUUCCUAGUUUACUGAUUAGGUUUGCACACUUGUAAUACAAGUAUGCAAGUGUACAACUUUGCCUAGGUUGCUGAUUACUGGUUAACUACAUGUACCAAAAUUAUUUCCCUCUAAUACUUGAACCAUAAGUUAAAAAUAUAUAGUCAAAACCAUAAAAAUCUCUUUAGCAUCAACAAAAAACACAUGGUAACACCAUUAUGAUUCAGACAGAUAUCUCUCGAUUGUAAACACAGAAGAGAACUGAAAAUGAGGAACCUAAAGUUUCAACACAGUAACUCCCAAAAAAUAGUUACUUGUCAGUCUCGCUACCAUCUAAUCACAAGAUGCACUGAAGUAAGGGAAAGUAUGUAUAUAUAUAAUGCCAAAUAUCUCCUAAAAAUCUCAUCGAUGCUUCCUUGCAGUCCAAGAAACUCAAGACCCCUAGAAAGAAGAAAACGUUUUGAUUAGAGAGAGAGAGAUAGACCCAGUCCAUCAAAAUCAAAUCAAAUUCAUUAUAGAGUGAACUUACUCAAUCUUGUGGUAGAUUAUCCGGUGGUGGAGCAACACGGCCAUGCUCAAAGACGAAUGCUGGCAUGAUCUCAUCUCCUGGUAAUUGAUCUGGCGGCGGUGCUGGAUUUCUCCACCCGAGAAGUGCGCAACAAUUGACGCAUGACACCUCAUGGCCGGAGAAGAGAUCGUCGUGGUAGAGAACAGGGACUUCGGCAAUCACGACAUUGUACCUGCAGACAAAAUCCUUUACAUUCAUUUUUUUUUCUUUUUCAAAUUUUAACAGUUGAAGAAAGGGAAACUUACACAAGGUAAAACUGAUAUAAGUCGAGCCAUGCAUCCAAGAGAUCUUCACUUUUUGCGAUUUGAACGUUGCAUGUAGCGCAUGUAUAGACUGGUCCGUUGUUUUCGAUCAAGAACACUCUUCCCAUAACUCCAAAACUGCAAUCAUUAACGUAUACUACUUUGACUCGGAAGAAAGAAUCCAUGGAAACGUAUACUACAAGAAACACAGAGAGUAACUCAAAAGAUUUCUAUUGCCGACAAGUUAAAGAUAUUUCUAAAUGUUGAGGUUUAAUAAAGAGAGUGAUGAUCACUUUCCUGAAACAAUACGGGAAGAAACAGAUAGAAGUUCCAAGAUUCCAAGAACAUGCGCUAAACAUUUAUAUCAGAUACUAUUAUUAAAAAGACUGAUCGGAAGAUAAGGAGAGAUCAAGAGAGAUAGACAAUCACCUUAGAGGGUGAUAUUAGCGGGAAACGCGACGAGAAAUGACGAGAGAGUCAGAGAGAGAGGGAGAAUCUCAGAGAGAAUGAGAAAGACGAGAGGGUAUUUCAAAAUUUCCCAAGGAUUUAUAUGAAUUUAAAACUUAAGGCCCAAUAAGAAAGCCCAAUACGCACGCAAAGUUUUGUCUCAUUUCUAUUUAACGU